This is a messenger RNA of Momordica charantia (bitter melon), 699 nucleotides long. RefSeq names its product nuclease HARBI1-like protein. Lineage: Eukaryota; Viridiplantae; Streptophyta; Magnoliopsida; Cucurbitales; Cucurbitaceae. The record is from RefSeq and is a predicted model, not a curated record.
AUGCGUAGACAUUUCCUACGAUCGGGUGAAACAGUUAGUAGGUACUUCAAUGAAGUUAAGAACUGCGCCAACAUGAGUGUUUACUCAAAAAAUCGGAUCCUGUACUUGCAAGUUCAUUGGAUGAAAGGUGGAGAUGGUUUGAGCCAAAAUAUGGAGUUUAUUUACGUCUUGCCUGGAUGGAAAGGAUCAGCUUCAGAUUCUAGAGUUUUAAGAGAUGCUGUAUCAAGGAGGAAUGGAUUGAUAGUUCCCAAAGGAUUUCAUUACUUAUGUGAUGCUAAGUAUACAAAUGGAGAGAGGUUUUUAACACCAUAUAGAGGACAACGUUACCAAUUAAAUGAAUGGCGACAAGGUUAUACACCAACAUCACCAGAGGAGUUUUUCAACAUGAAGCAUUGUUCUGCAAGGAAUGUAAUUGAGAGGGCUUUUGGCCUCCUUAAAGGAAUAUGGGCUAUUCUUAUAUCAAAGUCAUAUUACCCUGUAAAAAUUCAAUGUAGGAUAAUUAUCGCCUGUUGUUUGCUCCACAACUUAAUUAGUCAAGAAAUGCCCAUCGAUCCAAUAGAAGAUGAGUUGGUUCAUAAUACUUUUGACGAAACUGAAUUAGACUCUAUCACUUAUGUUGAGACAUCGAAUGAGUGGAAUGCUUGGCAAGAUAACUUAGCACGAAAGAUGUAUGAUGAAUGGAGAUUAAAGAUGAGCUAG